AUUAUAAAGUUUUCAUAAUUGUUCAAUUCUUUUUGUAUUUUAAACAAUUUUGAAAAGUGUAGAACAUUUUUUUUUAGAAAAUUGUUCUUAUGGUUGUGUCUUAUUUCACUUAAAAUCGAACGCAAUGGAUACAAAACAGUGUAAAAAUGAUCUAGAAGAUUCAUUGAACGAUAAAGGGUCUCAAGACGUCCUAAUUCUUUCGGAUUAUAGUGCCCCUAAUUGGUCAUUAGAUGAUUUUGAUAUUGGACGUCGUUUGGGUGAAGGACAAUUCGGAUCCGUUUAUCUUGCCAGGGAAAGGCGUUCAGGUUUUAUUGUAGCACUGAAAGCAAUCAAAAAAUCACAGUUAUUAUGGUCAUUUAAUGAACAUUUACUUCGGCGUGAGAUCGAAAUCCAUUCACAUUUAUUGCAUCCCAAUAUUUUACAAUUUUAUGGAUGGUUUAGUACAGCAACACGAAUUUAUUUGAUUCUCGAAAUAGCACCGUUAGGUGAAUUGAUGGAUCAACUUAAGUCCGGCGGUCUUCCUGAAGCGGUUGUGAGCAAAUACAUGAGACAAAUUAUUUCAGCUAUACGUUGUUGUCAUAAGUUAAAUGUUCUGCAUCGGGAUUUAAAACCAGAAAAUAUUCUUAUUGAUAUUCAAGGAAACCUUAAAUUGGCUGAUUUUGGUUGGGCAGCUCAUGUUCCCGAAGCAGCUAACGAGGAUGGUUCGGUGAAACAAAAAGAAGAUGAAUCUUCUUAUUUUUCGUAUUUGCGAAAACGACGAUGUACAUACUGUGGUACACUCGAUUACUUAUCACCUGAGAUUUGUAGAAGAGAAUGGUAUGGAAAGGAAGUUGACGUUUGGUGUCUAGGCGUUUUAUGUUACGAAUUAGCUGCAGGCGGUCCACCAUUUAGUCAUGAACAUUAUCAAAGAGGAGGUCUUACUGAACGUGAUGCACGUCGACAACAACAGAGAGAUAUACAAACACUUGAUAUAAAAGAGCGUAUUUUACCAUCUAUGUCCGAUGAAUUAAAAGAUUUUCUUAUUCAUACCUUAGCAAAAAAUCCUACAAAUCGUAUGACAACAUUACAAAUGCUUCAGCAUCCAUUUAUCACAAAUCAAAACCCCAAUUUAAAAAUAUCUGACGCGUCGGACGAUGACGUUUCAACAAAAACAAAUUUUGAAAGGGAAGGUCAGCUAUCUCGUUCAACAAAUACGUCAUCUACUGAGGAGACUGUAACAAACAUAAGUCAGACUCAGUCUAUACAGCAUCAUUCUCCAAAACUCCAGUCAAAUGAGUUCAAAACAAAUAUUCCCACACCUAAAAGGUUGCUUACUCCAGUGGGUUCAACACUGACUUCCCAAACUUGUUAUACAAAGCGUUUACCGGACAAAGCACUGACACCGCAAACAAUGAAAAUUUUUGUUUCUCAUAAUGGAUCGCGCUUACCUCGUAUUAAAUCAAAUGUUACAUCUCUCAAAAGGCAAUAGAAUACUCCCUUUUGAAACCCCAUCCUCACGCUGUUGUUUAUAUAAAUGUCCCAUUCACUGACCUUUUCUUGUUGCUCGUUACUUUUAAAAAUACGACCUCAUUUAAAAACCACACACAGAAAAAGCGUGACAAGAAUCAUUUUUUUUUAUUAAGUGUUAUUGGAAAUUGCGCUAUUUUAUACACUUUCUUUUCAUGUGUAGUAUUGCAAAAAAAAUCACUUAGAUUCUCUAGAACAAAUUCAGUUGUUGUGUUAACGGAAAGUCAAUUGAUCAUAUUCCUCUUCACCAACACCAGUACAUACGCAAUUUUAUUAUGGCAUCUUAAACGACAUCUUUUUGAAAAAAAAUGUUUUAUUUGCAAAAAAGAAUUAAGCAAAUCUAAACAAUAUGUAUUAUUUCCUCUAGUAAAAUAAAUUUUAAAUCAAAUUCAGGGGUUUUUAAAUAUACAAUUUUUUUUUUUAAAUGCUUUUAAUGUAAUAAUAUCUUUUUAAGAGUUAUCAUAAAAUAAAGUCCUGGUUUUUUUUUUAUUUUAAUUAUUUUUUGUAAAGUAACUUAUUUUGACAUUGCAUUA
Molecule: messenger RNA, 2039 nt
Organism: Hylaeus volcanicus
Lineage: Eukaryota; Metazoa; Arthropoda; Insecta; Hymenoptera; Colletidae
Exons: 11
Coding region: 125-1468 (447 amino acids)
Biological process (GO): regulation of cytokinesis; mitotic spindle organization; protein phosphorylation
Cellular component (GO): chromosome passenger complex; spindle pole centrosome; spindle microtubule
Molecular function (GO): ATP binding; protein kinase activity
Source: RefSeq, a predicted model, not a curated record